AUGGCCGCCUUCCUUCGGCUGGUAACUGGCAGUGGUGCUCACAGCUGUUGUGCCCAAGGGCUUGUUCAGAGAAUGUCAGGGAUUAAAAGUCAGCCAUAAAUGCAGAGCAAACUCUUGAGGCCAGGACUUUUAUGGGGACCAGGUGGACAGGGAUUGGCACCCCCCCCAGGGGGUGCCAAUUGACAGGACACUCAGGCAGGCUGGUAGUGCAGCUUAGACACGGCCCACAAAACAAUAAAAACAAUAAAAUAUAAUACUUCAUGGAAAGGGUACAAAAUGAUUAUUAAAAUUACUGGCACAGAGAGAAGGGACAUAAAAAGGCAUUCAAGAGGUGCCUGCUUGUGAAAAGGGAGGGUGCUUGCUGUCCAGCCUCAUAUAACCAACAUAAUUAAUCCAUGAAGGGAUUAAGACCACAGAGUACGCUGUCCUGCUAGGAAGGGUUACCAAACUAUUUGUUAUCACUCUUCUUCCUCCAUGUUAACCCUACUAUAGGGACCUCUGCAGGCGAGCAGCCUGAUAAAGCAGCGAAGACUCUCCUGUUUGUUAGAAGUUUAGCCAUGAUCUCAUUAGUUGCUCCAGUCCGAGUCAUCGUCCUGCCCUCUCCAACAGGAGGAACACCAAAAUCCCGCCUUCCUUCUCUUCCCCCUCCUUCAUUCUCUAACCUACAAGUUCUUGGACUCUUGGUUUGAAUGCAAUCCCCCUCCAAAGAUCCAGCCUGAGAGGAAGUCUUAUUUGAUGGUUGCCUGGCAAUGUCUUGGUCAGGAUCCAACUCCUCCUCCUCUUCCUCCUGGGAACUAAACGCUCCUUCCCUGGAAAUGAGGAGGGGCCCUGGGCUGCUUUCUCAGAAAUCAGACAGACAACUCUCAGCUACAGAGUUAACCUCUUCCUCACUCAGCUCAUCUUCCGAGGCUGACUCGGUGUGCUCGGGGGGUGGGGGGGCACAUUCCUGAUACCUACCAGUAAGGAGGUCUAAGCUGGAUGCUCCAAACUUAGAUCAUGUGGCCUUAAUAAUUCCCACAUAUGAAGUAACAGUGUAGUUAAGUAAAACAACUAAGAACCACAAAAACAAAACAUACAUGAAGCCUCAAAAUAUAUCGCAAUGACAAUGAAAUGCAAUGUAACAUUGUGUGCGUCAAAAUUGUAGUAACACACAUGGCUGUCUAAACUGGGGCCCCAAAUCAAAUCACAAUCUUCAUUGUUACUGUUAAUGAUCAGCAUUGAAGUGAACCCCCAUAAAACCUUCAAGUCCAUCCAGGGGGUCUCAAAUGGCCUUGAUACCAGGAUCAUAUGUGGUGACCUAAUCACUAUCUUUUCUCCAGCUCACUUCAAGCCUCUCUUUCCAUCUAUUUCCCGCAGCACUCCGAGUUAAGGCUGAAAGAAGAGACUUGGGAAUAUGCCCCACUCCAUGGCUGGAGGUUCCAUCUGCAGCGGCAUCCCAGCGACAUCUUUCGCCGGCGAUGCUGGCACAGGAAGCUCAUCCCGAUGUCGCCCAGCGGUGUGGCCUCCAUUUUUCUCUUGGAGGGUUCACUGGUAAGAAAAGGCAGGUGCCUUCUGCCUCAGCUGUGGCACAGCUGGCAAGUGAUUCAGAGGACACGAAGUCAGUCUUUUGGCUUUCAAAGGACUCGUCCACGUAAUUUCUAGGCACAGGUUCAUGAUGUGUAGGCAAGGGUCUGAGCAGGGUUUUUUUGUCCUACCGCUUUCGCCAGGGAAACAUGCUAUUUAUAGCUGAAUCAGACCAAAUGUCAAACGGGUUUUCCAUGGAUUGACAUUUGUUCCAAUUCCACAGGUGAGCCCUAAAUUGAAUCUUGACUGCUGGAGAGAGACAGAAAUGGUUCAAUAGCAGCAUCACCAAUUCUAUCCUCAGUGCAUCCAUGACAGAAGCUUCCAUUCAUUUCAGUAAAAUUCAGCAGAGAAGUCUUGGGAUAAGUCACAGUGUGACUCAAGCAGAGUUAAGCUGAAAUGUCUAGAAGUGUUUCUGAAUUUCUUCUUUUUCCACCCUUGUAGAAAAAGAUUUGCAUUUUUUUCUGAAUAUUCUCUACUGCUUUUUGUGUGGCCACCAUUUCUCAACAAGCACACACACACACACACACACGAAGGUAAACAAGUUUUCCCGUCAUCAGGGGGUGGGGUUUCAGGGUUCUCCCCCCCCCCCACCAUGACUAGCAAAACUGGAAUAAAUUUGGCAAAAUAGCUAAAAGGCAAUGUUUAAAAACGCAAAAUAAAAGAAAUUGUGCUCCUGUGCUUUAUUUGCAUGAUUUGUAUGGGUAACAGGGUUUUUUUUAAAGUGUACACUUAUGGCAUUUUUUUUUAUUAAAAAAAAUUAUGUCAUCUCUUUUCAGGGUGUGGAAAUUGAAAGCCAAUGGAAAAAUAAGAAAAUUGAGAUAGGAAAGAGAGAAGAAAAGAAAGAUGAGAAAGAGCCAGAAAAAGCUCCCUCUCAAACCCUCCUGAAGAAGAACACCCCACUUAUCUUCUGCAUGUUCAAGAGUGAGUAGUCUGUGUUAACAGGCCUUAGCAGCUUGGGUGAAUGAGAAUGACUUACAGUUUCUGGAGUUCGAAGGCUUUAUUCAUGCAGGAACUAUUUACCUGAUGAGUGGAUAUAAGAGAGAAACAGCAGACAUAUUUUAUGGAGAGAAGAACAAACAUCUUUUAGGGUUGGAGUUAAAUUAGACAUAGAGGCUUACAAACACUGUUGGCUAAAUAGCUACACACUAAGUGCCCUCUUGCAGUUUAAAGCAAUUCAUGCAUUAACUACAAACUCAAAAGAAGGAAAUGCAUAUGCUUUUCUCCAACAGUUUGUCCAAAUAAGAGCACAUGGAAAAAGAAGGCUGUCCUACUGCACAUAAAAUAACAAGUAAAUAUCAGAUUCCAUGACAGAUACAAUGGUCAAGAAACAGAAUCAAGUGGAAAGAAAAGUGACAGAAAAGAAACCACUGGUAGCCCUGAUUGACCCCACAUUGAUUCCUGAACUCCAGAAAUUUUCCCAAAUAUGAUAAUUAAUUCUAUGGCAAAUAGUGCAUUCAAAGCUUACAUGGAGCAGUCAUAAAUCUAUAGAAUACAUGCCAUGGUUUCUAUGUAUGCCACCUUGAACUCCUUGGAGGAAAGGUGGAAUAUAAAAGUAAGUAAAAAAAUUAAUAAAACAUGAAUUUAGGAACUGUAAAAUGAUGAGCCAGGCUUGGGCUUUAGGGGUAUCCAAGACAAAGGACUGUUAUCCAGAGACAGAUUUAAAGCAGCGCAUCUGGUUCUACCACACUAGGCGCUGAGCCUAGAGGGUGACACAGGGCUCGCAAGUACAACAUAGUGAAUUGAGCAGAACGGAGGGCGAGAGGAGGGCAGUGCUGAACUUUGGGCUCACAUAAGGCACUGCUGAAAUAUGAAAGGCCAAAGUCUGCCCCUGCUGUUACCCCUCCCAGAUGUUCUCCCCUUUCUCCAGGACUUGGCCGAACUGCUGGAUCACCUCCAGCUGUGACACUUGGCUGUUCUGUGCCUGCCAAGAGCAAAUGCAAAACCAGUUUGCUAAACCAAUGUAUUUUAAAUCUAUGCAAGUUACAUUGACAUGAAUUGAAAGCUGAUCUUCUGAUGAAUCAAAAUGCCUAGAGUGUCCUUGUUUGUGCCACUUUUUGGAUAUUUUCUCCCUGUUCUGUUUUUCGUUUUCAGUGGUCACUCGGCAUUCCACGGCCACUGAGCAUGCUCAGCACUUAUUGGGCUGUAUUGAGGCAGACGCAUCCAUAGGGGGGUGGUUGUAUUUUGAAAGAUUCUUUUCUAUUUCUGUAAACCUUGGGGUUCUCCCAAGCAUUCUGAGGCAUAACUCAUCCCCUGAGAUGGAAUGAUAUUGUGGACAAGGAGACUCUCUAACAGAGCAAGUAGGGAGUUUGCAGAGAAUUCGGACAAAAACAAAAGCAGGAGCAGAAAUUGCUGGUGCUUGCAAAUUCAUCCCAUGUCUGGAACGGUGAUCCCCACUCCACCAUUCGCAAUGCAUUUCCUUUGCAUUGAAAUGAAUGGGGUGGAAUAACAUAAUGACAACAUAACAUAUUUAAUCAAUUACAUAAGCUCACCACAAUGGACAGCGAGGUUUUUGGUGGAAGAUGAGCAGCGGCUUGCUAUGAAUACAGAGCGAAAUGGAAAAACUUUGCCUUCCUACAUCCCUGUUUGCAAGUCUGGGUGGUAUAUUGUAGCCAAACUAAAAGGAAAGUGCAGUUCUUUUUUCUUCCUUCCUCCUUUCAGAUCCUGUCUAUUUCCAGUUGCGCUGCUACAUCUACCAGGCAAGAGACCUAGUUGGAACUAGUGCUAAGAGUUCUGCAGGUAGGUGCAAUGGAAACAAGUAAUUGCAUUGCAGGGGUUGGACUAGAUAACCCCUGGAGUCCCUUGCUACUCUACCAUUCUAUGAUUCCAAGUCCUCUGCCCUCCCAUGCCCUCUAUCAUUCACUCCUCCCUGUCCUCAUCUCUUUCCUCACAAGAGGCCAUUUCCCUAGAGGCACUCAAAUGCCUAUGUUACGCUUUGAAUUUAGGAGGGGCAGAAUCUUGGUGUCCCCUCCCAAGGUAAUUAUUAUUUUUCUGGAGCUCAGGUCAGGGCAAAAAAGCUGUGUUGCAAGAGAUCCAGUAUUGGAUCUCCUGCCCUCUUCUUCUUCAUCAUCUUCAUCUUUGUCUUCUUAUCCUCAAAUCAUGCUCAGACUGGAUCAGGGCAACAGUGCUGUUUUUUUAAAAGCCAUUUCCCCAUCUAACAUCCCCCCCCCACACCCUCCCAAUGUUGCUUUUAGCUCCACUUAGGAAAAAGUACAGCUAUCUGUAGAUCAUUCCUCUCUCCUCUCCCUCCCCAUUUGCUUUACCAGCUGCUUUUGCAGGGGGGGAUUUAGAGCAGGAAAGUGGCCUGGGGGAAAGAGUUGAUGCUUACAGCACAGUACAGUUGGGCCAAUCCAAUGGUGGGUUGGGAGUGCAAAUGUUGAGAAUUCUCUGCUGGAGAUCCCUAGACUCACCCACCUUAAAACUAGAGUUCCCAGAAUUCCCAAGAAAGAGGGGUGUGUGAAUGGCUAUUCAUCCAUUUUAAGCUUAUAGCGUAGUGUUAUCUUGGAAAACAUGUAGGUGAUAUUUGACUCUGUAUCAGUAAUUCCUCCAUCUCCUGUUAUUUCCUCUCUGCUAGAUCCUUUGGCCCACGUUUCCUUCCUUCACAUGAGCCAACAUACCCAGACCAUCUCUGGCACGCUGCACCCCUGCUGGGACCAGACCCUUAUCUUUGAAAACAUCUUGAUCUAUGGAGACCCUCGAGCAACUGAGCAAGAGCCGCCUGUGGUGGCCUUGGAGGUCUUUGACUUUGACGCAAGUGUAUGUGCAUAGGAAGUUUCCCUACACUGAGCCAGACCAUUGGCCCGUCUAGCAUGAUAUUAUCUGUAUGCUGACUGGCAGCGGAUUUCCAACACAGUCUUUCCCAGCCCUACCUGGAGAUGCCAGGGAUUGAACCUGGGAACUUCUGCAUGCAAAGCCGAUGACCUAACCCUGAGAUAGGCAUGGGGCUCUCUUCACAGGCCCAUGAAGUCAACAGAAAAAGGUGGCAAGCAAAAGGGCAACUGAAAUUCAGGCAUCUCUUUUCUGGCAUUAUUAACCUGUGAUAACAGCACCGUGGGCAGUCCAGAAGGCAUUCCCGGGUGCUUUCCCUCCAGCCUUUUAUCUUGAGUAACAAUUUAAGAGCCCUGCUAUAUCAAACCAAAGACCCACCUAUUCAGGCAUCCUGUUUCCCAGUUAAUCUAUCUCUAGGAAGUCCACAAGCAGGACAGGAAGGCAACAGCCCUCCUCUUUCAUUUAUCCCCAGUAUCUGAUAUUAAGAGGUAGACUACCUCUGAACGUGGAGGUUCCAUUUGGCUAUCAUUUGUAAUGGUCCCUGAUAAGACCCCCUCCUCCAUAAUCAUAGAAUCAUAGAGUUGGAAGAGACCACAAGGGCCAUCGAGUCCAACCCCCUGCCAAGCAGGAAACACCAUCAGAGCACUCCUGACAUAUGGUUGUCAAGCCUCUGCUUAAAGAACUCCAAAGAAGGAGACUCCACCACACUCCUUGGCAGCAAAUUCCACUGUCGAACAGCUCUUACUGUCAGGAAGUUCUUCCUAAUGUUUAGGUGGAAUCUUCUUUCUUGUAGUUUGGAUCCAUUGCUCCGUGUCCGCUUCUCUGGAGCAGCAGAAAACAACCUUUCUCCCUCCUCUAUGUGACAUCCUUUUAUAAAUUAGUCAACUUGUAAAUGUGACAAAACACCACAUCUCAUGGCAGUGAAUUCCAUGCAACAUAUGUCAACAAACACUUUCUUUAGUUUGGGGUGACUAAUUUUUUUCCAGCCCAGGAGCCAAAUUCAUUCUUGGUCCACCCUCCGGGGGCCACAGGUCAGUGUAACCUUCUAGAGUAAUUGUGAUUUCCAAGGAUGCUUUUGAUAGACUUGGAUUACCUUCUGCCUGUUUUAUGUUUCCCUCUUAGCAAAGAAAUCACUCUCAGACUACUGAGUAAACAAGAAAAAGACAAUGUUUACUCAUAUCAAAAUACUUGCCAGAAUUCAAGAGCUAUACUGCUGAAAAUAAGGCAAGCAAUCCUUAAAUGUUACAAAUAUCCAUAAGUCCAGUUCAAAAUGGAGAUUGCUCUCUGGUAAGGAUGGAGAAGAAAUUUAAUUUGGUUCACAUUUAAAGGCAAAUCUACCUAAUUCCCAGCACUUCUCAACAACACACAAACAGAAACACACACACCCCUCAGAAUUCACACUUCUUUGAAUUUUGCAAUGUAGUUCUCCCUCCAUGUAACAUGUACAAAAAUGCAUAUGUUUGAGUAAAGUGUUCAUAAAAAUAUAUGUGAAAAUAACAUAGAAAAAUGCAUUAUAUUAGGAAACACUGCUUUGCAGAAAUGUAAGUGUUAGGCAAAAAUGUAUACAGUUAGGAGAAAUUUGCACUGAGAUGCAUAUGAAUUUUCAUGAGAACUUUUUUGAAAAUAAAAAUCACAAACCAAUGUGGAAAUGGGGAGAACUGAAUGUAAGAUCAGAAAAGAGAGAAACUGAAAUUGAUGGAUUCGCCCACCCCAGUCUCUUUUAAACUUGGCCUUCCCCAUCCUGGUGCCCUCCAGCUGCUUCAGACUGUAAUUUCCACAUAAGGGAACAACUAGAUUAUAUCACCAAGUACAGUCUUCAGCAUGUCCAACAUUUCCUGUCUGUUUGCUUUCUGACCCUACACUAUUGCCCACAUACAGGCAGCCAAAUCUACUAUUGGCUUUUAACCACUCCUCUUGCACACCUAGCCUGGAAAACCUUCACCCCUUGUUCUGCGUCUCUUUCAGGGCCACUCCCAUUAUUUCAUGGGAAGGAGCUUGUGCAUCCCAAGUGUGCACCUGGAUCUCAGCUCACGAAGACUACCCCGCCUCCAGAAGUAUACAAUCAUCAAAGAACAGGAGGAUUCCGGACAGCUCCUGGCUGCUUUUGAGCUUCUGUUGGACAAGAAGGUAACAAAUUAAAUUAUGCCUUAUGGCAGGUUAUGCGUUAGUAUCAUGGACUGGUGUGAUGCAGAGGAAUGGUGGAACUAGCAGGAGAACUCUCAAGGGAAGAAGGCACAGAGUCUGGGCAGUGGUGGUGGGACAACAGUGAGUGGUCACUGGGAGAAGUGGGAGAAGCCUGGAAAGUGGUGUCAGAAGCUGGAGAGGUAACAGGUCUCAGUGAGCUGGGAGAGUCUGUAGCAGAGUCCAGAAUCAGAGUCAUAAGCUGAAGCAGGAAAGUGGGAUGAGGGAGGCCAAGAGGCAGAGAUGAGUCAGGCAAAGUGACAGGAGUCCGUCCCCCCUUCCUGCUCCGACAAGCUCCCCUCUCCUGUGGUCUCCCAGGAACACAAGAAGCAUGAAAAGGGUGGGGGAGAGGUUGACUUCAUGCAAACACAGUCUCCAAUUGCUUGAGAAAGGUCCUGGAGAGGAGGGAACUUAGGUGGCUGUGGUGAGGCAGAGACUUUCAGGCUUGGCAACUGAUCCAGGAGGCAAGACCUACCAGACAUGAGCUGCUGUGCUCAUUGGGCCUGGCAUUCCUCUGUGCAGACUCUGUUCUUGCUAACAGAAAGUUCACUCCAGCUUCAGCGGUGUGAUUUACUGCUGGCUCACUCCUGACAUUUAGUUACACCGGAAUAAACCCAAAUUAAGCUACAACUCCUUUAAAAAACUGGAUAAAAGAGUCAUGCAGUCGCAAGCAACAAUUUUCUUUGAGUUUCCCAGAGGCUCUAAAGCAGCCUUCACUAUCCCUGGUGCCCUCCAGAUAUUUUGGACUACAGCUCCCAUCAGUUCUACUCCUCACAGCCACCUUCUCUGGGGAUGAUGGGAGUUGUAAUUCAAAACAUCUGGGAGGUUUGAAGGAGCAACCUGCUGCCCCAGCAUCAUUUCAAAAGCCUUCUGCAACCAAGUGUCUCAAAGCUCCAGCACGUCUAAGCAGGGCAAAAGAAAUUUGUCUACUACACCCUACUCUCUAGAUUUCUACUCUCCAGAUUUGCUCUCAGGGGCUCGUAAAGCCAAUAGUUAUCCUCCAGCUAAAGACUAAGGAGAAAAUGUCAUUCAUCACUGGCUAAAAAAAGAAAAGUAGAUCUCUGUUCAGCAGAGCUCUUCAUCCUCUCUACAGGAUGGAUCCUUAGGAAAGCUUCCACCGCCUGCAUGGAAGGAUGGGACAUACAUAAUCCCAAAAGGAAUCCGGCCCAUCUUAAGGCUGAUGGCCAUUGAGGUGAGUGUAAAGCCACAAGAUGAUAUUAUUAUUAUUAUUAUUAUUAUUAUUACCCUGCCCAUCUGGCUGGGUUUCCCCAGCCACUCUGGGUGGCUUACAGCAUGCAUUUGGGGGGGGGGGGGGGAAUAAAGCAUCAUGAAUUUAAAAGAUUGCACGGGGGGGGGUGUAAACUCCACAAUUAUCAUUUAAUUCUUCAAAGGUUCAGGGGAAGUAAAAUGGAUGGAUUGGUCCAACCCUGCAGCCAAUCCAGAAAGCAGAGCCUCAGGCCCUGUGGCCCCACUUUCUGCUGAGCUGUUGCUUUUAUAAAUAUUUAUCACUAUCUUCCCACAGAUCCUGGCUUGGGGCCUGCGGGACAUGAAGACCUACAAUCUGCUGGCCAUCAGCAAUCCGAGUCUCAUCAUAGAGUGUGGAGGAGAAACGCUUCAGACGCCAGUCAUCAGGAAUCUGCAAGAGCACUCCAAUUUUCCAAUCAAUAUCUACCUCAUGAAAGUGGUGAGUGGGCCCCUAGCAUAUGGCAGAGACAGUUUCCAAGGGCAAAUCUUAAGACUCGAGAUGAAACUAACCUCUCCUCCAAUAAUCAUCAUCAUCAUCUCCACCAUUUUAGAGUUUGCUAAUCAGAUUUUAAAAUCCACAUUUUCACUGUGACCUUUUGCCUCAUGUCUCCUUUACUAGCUAUACUUUUCCUCCAGCCCACCCAUGAGGCAAGGUGAGGCGACCGCCUCAAGCAGCAGGAUUCACAGGGGCAGCAAAUCUGGCCUCCAAGGAAUGCAUUGCCCACUGCUGCCCCCACGGUGUACCAACAGUUGCAGCGUGCUCCCUGGGGGCUGGAUCUGCUGCCUCCUCAGCAGGCCCCCCAUGCCACCUCCACAGUAGCUUCUUAGAAACCUAUAGAAUUGUAGAGUUGGAAGGGACCCAUGGGAUCAUCCAGCCAAGCCCCCUGCAAUGCAGGAAUAUUCAGCUGUCCCAUAUGGGAUCUUGGUGAACAGGAGGCACUGCUGGUCUCCUCCCACCCUUGUUCCAGAUGUAGAUCUUCUCUCACCCUUUCUUCCCUCGUGGGAGGAGAGGGGAUGCCAUUUUGCGGUUUGCCUCAGGUGACAAAAUGUCUUGGGCCUGCCCUGCCUCUAGCCAAAUUGGUAGCGUGUGUCGUCAAGAGCCACGAAUGCUUAUCUAAGCAAGCAUCUUUAGGCCAGGCAUGCUCAUUUAAAUAGGCAUCUUUUUAAUUACUAGCUAUACUGAAACCUUAGAGGUGUAAUCUCCUCCCUUGAACAGCAUGACAGUAUGUGCCCAGCUGUCUUUGUCUCAUCAUUCCUCAAAUGGAUCCCCCAGCCGUUCCUCUCCUGGAAAAACCUCAUGCAGCCCCUCCUGAUCUCUCUUAGUACCUGCCUGUGGAUGAAGAUUAUGCGCUUCCUAUCGAACUGAAGGUGGUAGACCACAGAGAGUUUGGAUUUAAGCCUGUGGUGGGCCAAGCGACUGUGAGAUCCAUGAGCCAGUACUACUGUGACCCCUGGGAAGAAAGGAAGGCCCAUAAUCUCCCUGUCAGAGGUAGGCUCCACCUUACAGGAGUGAGUUCAUUUCAUUUUCUAUGCUGCUUUUCACUCACAUGAGUCACAAAGUGGCUCACAAUCAAUCAAUGACAAUAACAUGAUAGAACACCACAAUUAUAGAAUAAUUAACAAAUAAUCAGUAAAACAAGCACCUUCUAUAAAACACUAUUAACAAAACAACUAAAAAAAUAAGCUAAACAGCACAGCCACAACACAGGUCAUGUUAUAAGACUCACAAAGCACUACAGCACUCAUAAUCUACAAUAUUAGCCACAUUAACAAACUAACAACCAAAAACAAACUUAAGUGCUGCUGAGUUCCAUUGCAAGAGUUUAUUCUUAGGGCUGAACAGAGCUAUAUUCCUGGCUGCAAACAUGGCGUUGGACUCCCCAGUUGCCUCCAAACAGCUGCAAAGUGGCAAUUGGGGAGAGAGGCUGCAGAGGAGCCGCAGGGUGUGCUUAACCCUUUCCCACCUGUCACUUUCUCCCUGCAAACUUCUCCUCCUCCUUCCACCAGCUGCUUUUGGUUGCAGCACAGGAAAUAUAGGUCUCCAUGCCGGCCACACACUCUCAAGGCCACUGCAAGGACAGAAAGAGGAUAGCCUCAUGUAUGUCUUUGUCAGCUCCGGGGAACAGGAGUGCCUUGCCCAGUGGAGCAGAGCCACAGCAAUAGCCCAUAGCAGCAGUGCCACUGGCGCUUAGCAAGUUUUGGUUUGUGCCAAAGGACUGAAUUGGCUCUGCCAGUGUACCUGCACAACCCUGACCUCACUGCCACCUUGUCCUUCCCAGUAAGCGGCAGCGAUGCCACUUCCAGGAGGCUACUCCUGCUGCGCCACUGCCCAAGUCACUCCUGGGAAGGGUGGGUCUGAAGUGCCUUAUGGGUUGCUUCCACAUCUGUGUUGUGGGUUACCUGGCCUUGCAUGCCAGCUGCAUGGUCUGGGAACACCGGUUGUUGCUGUAACUUAGGUGUGAGGAACCUGUAGCCCUCCAGAUGGUUGCUGAACUACAUCUCCCAUCAGCCACAGCAAGCAUGGACAAUGGCCAGGGAUGAUUGAUCCCUGCCUGAGAGAACCAGGAAGCCUCGUGGAAGUCUCUCUGAGCUUUCCAAAGGAUGAGCAAGCUAUACUAAACUAAUGGCUGUCCACCUCCUAAAAGCAUUUGCAAGCAAUUUUGUUCCUGCUUGUUUCCACUGUCAAACCUUUCAAAGUUUGCUAUUAUUAAUUCCACGUCUUCUCAAUUUUUCCCUUCCCCAAACAGCCAUUGCCAAGACAAAGAGAAAGAAGGUAAGUGUUGCUGCAUCUCAUUGUUUUGCCACUAUUUGAUUCAAUUCCUUCCUUCCUUCCUUCCUUGAAGAAGGUCUACAUUUAUCAGGCUCUCUACAGGCCGAUGGAAAGAAUGAACCUUUAAGAGCCCUGGUCUCCUCCUACGAUGGUGGGUUUCCAAGGGCUAAUUGAUACUUCCUUUUGAGCCAUGUUUCUAGGCACAGGUGUGUGUGUGUGUGUGUGUGUGUGUGUGUGUGUGUGUGUGUGUUUCCCCAGUGCUUUCUCCUUGGAAACAUGCUCUUUACUGCUGAAUUGGAGCAAACAACCAUCCAAAUUGCUGUUUGUUCCAAUUAGUGUUAAAGAGCAGGUUUUCCUGGGGAAAGCAGUGGGCCAAAAAAGUGCUUGGACACGGCAAUUUAUUAAAGCACAAACUUGUGCCUAGAAAGUGUGGGGUGGAAGGUAAGUGUGGGUGAGCCCUAACUUCCCAUGUUCUAUAUCAAUGUAUUUUGGUAUCUCUGAGAUUCUGAAAGUAUUUUUGGUUGCAUGAAUUUUGCAAGCAUGUUCACAUGGGGUGCUGGCUGGGCUUCUUGGGCCUCAGCAUAACCUUGCGUCAACUAUGAGUGAUCCCCCAACAGCACACCGCACAUGCCUCUGCAAUGGAUUGGUAGCAGGAGGGAAAGCCUCAUCCAGGGAAGCUCAGGUCUUCUUCAUUCAGGGCUGGACCUACCAUUAGACAGAGUGAGACACCCACCUCAGGCAGCAGAUGUUUGGGGACAGGGAGUGGUGGGCUGCAAACCCUCAAGGAUUGUGCUGGCUCGGAAGCUCUGCGGAGUAGCCUACACAUUUGUGUUGUGUGCAUGCCCCGAAGCAUAGAUCCUACACCUUCCUGCUCAGUUCUCAUUCAGCCACCAUAGCAGGUGGAACGGAGCAGAUUCUUUCUAGGUCCUUCAUCCAAGCAGGUUAAGCUAUUGCCAAACUUCCUGUUUUUCUUCUUCCUUGCCUUCCUUUCCCUUUUUCUCUCUUUUUAAGGCUUCUGUCUUUUGGUUUUGCAUUUCACUUCCUUAGCUUUAGCCACUUUUCAGGCCACAGCUUUGGCACAGAUGCUGCCAUGUAAGUAGUGGUAGCCAAAAAAGCCUAGUCUCCCAGGGAAGAGAGAAACUAUGGGGUUCCCUUGAAGGAGGAACAAAGUCGGGUGGCUGUUGGGCUUGUGAGAGUUAUUCUGCUGCUUCUUGCAGGAGCUGGGCAAAGCCUACAAGGCCUGGUUCUGGAAAAGGCCCUUUAGGAAAGAAGAGAAGGUAAGUCAUGAUGCCAUCAAAGCUAAGGGUCAUCUUGAUCGUGGGUGCUGGAUCCGUACAGAUCUGGAGGCUCCCAAGCCACUCCCCUGCUUGAUUUCUUGUUGAUUAGGGAGGGGGGUAAAUUGUGAUGUGGUGCUUCAGUCAUCAAAACAAAGACUGGUGACUAUUCAGAUGGGGGGGGGGCGUAGAAGGAUCCGUCAUAAAACCCACAAGCAUCGCAAAAUGUUUGGGCUAUUGUGCUGCCUCCUAUAAUCUGAACAUAUUCUACAGAUCAGAUCCCACAAGUCAAGUUUGGAUCCGAACGAAUGUUGUUUUGCUCUGAGAGCAUGUGAUGUGGAGGUGAACUGAAUUUACUUCUCCCCAUGUAGGAGAUGGAAGAAGAGGAAGAGGAGGUGGACUGGUGGAGCAAGUACUACGUGACUAUGGGAGAUCUGUCAAAGAGUGGACAUUACCUGGAGAAGGGCUUUGAUAGUUUGAAGGUGCCUGUGCUGUGGGGGGAGGGGUAGCAGCCCAAGCAGAAUGCAAGGCAGAAUGGCAGGUUUCCUCAACUAACAUCUGUCCCCAAACUCAUGUUUGUAGAGAUACUGCAGGGAUCUAGUUGUUGUUUUUAGGGUUAUUAAAGCAAAAAGGAUUGUGAAGAACUCCAAAAGGAUCUCUCCAAACUGAAUGAAUGGGCAGCAAAAUGGCAAACGCUGCCAUUCUGUGUAAACAAGAGUGAAUGAUGCACAUAGGAUCAUUAGGGAAGGAAUUGAAAAUAAAACUGCCAAUAUCAUGAUGCCAUGAUGCAAAUCUAUGAUGCAACCACACUUGGAGUACAGUGUACAGUUCUGGAUGCCUCAACUCAAAAUGGAUAUUGUUGAGUUGGAAAAUAUUUAGAAAAGGGCAACAAAAUACCCAUUUGGGUCUUUUUAGUUUAAAGAAAAGGCAAGUAAGAAGACACAUGAUAGAGGUAUAUAAAAUUGUGGGUGCUGGGAAGAAAGUGGCUAGAGAAAGGUAUUUCCCCCUCUCUCAUAAUACGAGAACUCAGGGAUGUUGAAGGAAGGUGAAAGUUGAAAGAUUCAGGACAGACAAAUGAAUGUAUUUCUUCACACAUUGCAUAGUUAAACUGGGAAGUUCACUCCCACAAAAGGCAGCGAUGGCCACCAAUCUGGAUGGAUUUAAAAGAUGGCGGAGGGGGCUAUCAAUGGCUACUAGCUAUGAUGGCUGUGUUCUGCCUCUACAGUCAGAGGCAGAAUCCCAGUUGCUUCUGAAUCCCAGUUGCUGGACCUUGUGUGGGAUGCUCUUGCGCUGGCGGGUUUCCCACGGGCUUCUGGCUGGCCACUGUGAGAACAGGCUGCUGGGCCUGACCCAGAAGGCUCUUACAUUCUGAUGUUCUUAAAUGUAAGAAAAUGAAUUUAACUCAAUGCCUGGGGAAAGAUGGCUGAAGCACUGAGCAGGUGUACACGCUGCAGGGAACCCAGCCAAGGUGCUAAGCCAGCGUCUGUGUCCCCUUCUCCCAGAUGUAUAGCUGUGAACUGGAAGAAGUGCCUGAAUUCCAUGGCCUACAGGAUUUCUGCCAGACCUUUCAGCUGCACCGAGGGCUGGUGAAAGAUGAUGACCCCAGAGUGGGGGGUCAGUUCAAGGUGAGGGCCUGCCCCAAGUGGCCCUGCUUUCCAGCCAUCUAUAAAAAUCCACAGAAAUUCCACCCUGGAGACUGUUUUCAGGAGACUGACUUCCCACUCUGCUUCAGGUGUAUAUUAAACAACAUAUAGUCUUCAGAAGCAGAGUUGCCAAGUUUUGCAUGUGGGUUUCAUCCCCAGGAGUAGCCUGACUAGCCAGUGUUGCAGCAAAAGCAGCACAACGUCUUUGGCACCUUAAAGACUAACAAAUUGUCGUGGCGCACACUUUCAUGGACUAGAGUCCAGUUUUCUUUGUGCAAGGCUUCUUGGUCUCUUGGCAUCUGCAUGAGAAGCAGGAAAUCAGCAGGGGAGAGAUUAUGGCAGCUUCGAGCAACAACAAGCUGUAUUCUUGAAGCCUUUCCAGGCAGUAGCGGCUGGGGGGGGGGUGUAGGUGGGGCUGCAUUGCUCUCCCAGCUUCCCAACACCUUGCACCCCUUGCCAAGAGCAGGGCGCUCAGCAUGGAACAGGCACAGCAGCACAGAGCAAUGAGCAUUGGGCAGCCAGGACAACAAUGUGGCCUUGCCAGCUGCUACUUCUGGGGUGGGGGCAGUGGAGCUGGUAACUAAAUGAAACAGUGCUUUCUCCGGCAGGGACUUUUCCGGAUCUAUCCUUUACCAGAAGAUCCCAACGUCCCACCCCCUCCACGCCAAUUCCAGGAACUUCCCGACAACGUCUGCGAGUCAUGUCUGGUCCGGAUUUACAUCAUCCGAGCCUUUAACCUAGAGCCAAAGGACAGCAAUGGUCUGGUAAUCACAACAGCUUUGUUCUUUUGCUUGCCUGCGGUUCUCGCUUCCUGCUCUGAGCUUCCCUGUGUGAUGUGAUAGGAGGCUUCCUCUACAGCAGGUGUGGCUGGACCCUGUUUGAGGAUCUGGUCUCCUAACAUUCUGCAUUGAACUGUGUCCCCUUACAGUGUGACCCCUACAUCAAAAUCAAGGUCGGGAAGAAAAAGGUUGGAGAGAGGGAGGAGUAUAUUCCCAACACUCUGGAGCCCGUCUUUGGGAGGUAGGUCUGGCACACUCCCUCAGAGCCUCUGCCUGCUAAGGCUAAUCUCUUCGCGCUCAUUCUGCGGAUGCUGUCCCCACCUCUGGUACAGGGCAGGGCAGGAAGCUACUGGGAUAGGAAAGGGUUGUUAAGACACAGGUGCAUCCCUACCAUGACUUAUCCUUGGAAUGUGCAGAGCACAACAAGCGUUCAGAGGUGGGAAGGGAAAGGGAUUAUUUCCUCUCCUCUUUUCCGUUUUUUUAUAUAUAAUUUUUAUUAAAUUUUCUGUUUUACAAUUUUAAAUACACAUUUAAACAUCCUUAAAAUAUCAAUGACUUCUCUUCUUCUUUUAUGGUUCAUUUUGCAUACCAUAAAUCCCUAAGGGACCCCUGACCAUUAGGUCCAGUCAUGACCGACUCUGGGGUUGUGGUGCUCAUCUCGCUUUAUUGGCCAAGGGAGCUGGCGUACAGCUUCCGGGUCAUGUGGCCAGCAUGGCUAAGUUGCUUCUGGCAAACCAGAGCAGCGUGCGGAAACGCCAUUUACCUUCCCGCCAGAGCGAUACCUAUUUAUCUACUUGCACUUUGAAGUGCUUUCAGACUGCUAGGUUGGCAGGAGCAGGGACCAAGCAAUGGGAGCUCACCCCAUCACGGGGAUUCGAACCGCCGACCUUCUGAUCGGCAAGUCCUAGGCUCUGUGGUUUAACCCACAGCACCACAUAUUUUACGUAAACUAUAAACCAUUCAGUAUUCCAUUAUUACACCCACCAAAACUUAUUUACACUGUUGAAUUUAUCUUAAUGCUGCCAACGUUUUCAAGUGUACACAAUUUCCCCCCAUAUAUUCAAUAAAUAUUUUCGAAUCUUCUCUAAAUGUAUGUUCUUCUUGUUCUCUUAUUCUAUGUUAGGUCCGCAAGCUGCACAUAUUCCAUCAGCUUAUGCUUUCCAUUCUUCUUUAGUUGGGACCUCACUCAUUUUCCAUUUUUGAGCUAAGAAAAUGCGGGCCGCAGUAGCGGCAUACAUACAUAUUUAUUUAUUCCUCUACUCUUUUCCUUGACCGCCACAGGAUGUUUGAGAUUAUGUGCAACAUCCCAACAGAAAAAGAACUGAAGAUCUCAUUCUAUGACUUUGACAUGUUUUCCCCUGAUGAUGUAAUUGGAGACACCACCAUUGACCUGGAGGACCGGAUCCUGUCCCGCUAUGGAGCCAACUGUGGCCUUCCACAGUCCUACUGCGUGUAAGUAGCAAUGAGCAUAGGUGUUAAGCGGGUGCCUUCUGGACUCACGCAGGCAGCUGCUUCAGAUGGGCUCAUUGUCAGAGCCCAUGCUUUUGCUGCAAGAGCUGGGAGCAGCCAGUUCAAGGGGGCAGCCCCACAGAGAUGCCUUCCCCAACAGCAGUGUCAUUGCCACGUCCCCUGGCAGGGCAGGAGCACCAGCCUUAACUAAUGAACUGCCAGUGGUCAUUUCAUAAGCUACAUAUCAAUGUUUCAUCAACAAAACACUCGGUUUUUAGGUCACGUUUGUCUUCUCUCUGUGAUCCACAAUAUACCUGCCCUGAAGCACCAGAAAUAUUUCCACUAUGUGUUCAUCUUACCGUUUUAGCAAACAAUAUUAAUAUUAGCUUAACAAGUUCCUUCUCUUUAAAGUCUCUAUUUACUUUUCCAGAGAUAGGAAUGAAGUAGGUGAAAUGAAAAUGAACAAUUAGCUAAUCUUUCUUCCCAACAGAGCAGAAAAAUCAUUGCCCUGUAGACAUUUUUUAGGGCAUUAAACCAGUUCAUGAAAUAAACAUUUUCUGCAGUCUAGGAGAAACUAAAUCCCUCAGGUAGCCCCCCCUGCAGAUGCCACUUGACCUCCUGAUCGCUCCUUUCUCGUACAGAUGUGGCCCCACCCAGUGGCGAGACCAGCUUCUUCCAAGCCAGCUCUUGGAGAAUUAUGCUCGGACCAAGAACAUACCUCAGCCAGAUAUAAGUGAAGAUGGCAGCAGAGCCACUUUCCGAAGCAAGAUUUAUCAGCUGUCUGACUUUGGUAAGUACUUCAAAAUAUUCCCACGGAGCAAGAGAGAAGGGGGCUUGAGCUGCUCUGAAGGUUGAGCCCGAGGUCAGCACCUGCCACUGGCAUCACUAAGCACCUGCUAAAGGGAGCCCACUGCCAAUCCUUUGAAGCUCUGGCUUGCUGUUCCUCCUCCUCGUUGUUGCUUCCUGCUCACCUGUCCUCUCUGGGUGUGAGAGCAAUGGUUCGGCACAUAUUUAAUGCUAAAGGAAGAUUAAUUAAACUAUAGUUUGUUACGCUAUGCCUUAGCAUUAUGUGUGAACCGUGCCCAAUGACUUCACAAAAUGGUUUGUUUAUUGCCAACAAAGCAUGAUCUGAAGCCAUGGAUAUUUGGUGGCUUUCAGCCCAUGGUUUGUUUUAUUUAUAGCUUGGUAUUAUGUGUGAACCCAGCACCUGUCCUUAACCAUGGUUUGUCUGACAUUCACCAAGCAGCAAAUUAUUAUUAUUAUUAUUAACAUUUGUAUACUGCCAUAUACCCACAGGCCUCAGGGUGGUUACAACAUAAAAUCACAAUAAACAAACAAAGAAAGAUAAUAAUGAUGAUGAUAAUAGUAAUAAUAAUAAUAAUAAUAAUAAUAAUAAUAAUAAUAAAUCCAAUAAAUCCCCACCCAAUAAAUCCCCACAAAGGUUUGUGGGAAGAGCAUAAUGCAAGGGAAAAUGCUCCCCCAGAAGAAGCACUCUGCAAAUGUGCUCAUGUUGCACAAUGCGUAUAAGUUGUAGAACACAGGCUGCCUUGGAGCAGAAUUUUAUUUGUAAUUGUGGCCCCCUUUGCCCUGCAUGGAAGUCUGUGAUACAUUUGGCUGAAUAAGUGCUGAUUCUAUUGUACUUGACACUCCCCUUUCAGAGACUAAACUACCUUCACAUGGCUUCCUGGGGCCUCCAAAAGAGCGCAUGGCUCUCCAUCUCCUCCACACCUGUGGGCUGGUGCCUGAACACGUGGAGACUCGUGGCAUCUACAGCGCUACCAAUCCAGGGAUCCAGCAGGUAAAUUUCCUGCCUCCAUUUCCCCACUGCACCAGGAGUAGCCAGUUGCUGUGAACUCCAGCUCCCACCAUCCCUGACAACUGCUGAAGGGUGCCAAGUUAGCUGCUGCUGAGCCUACACAUUUGGUGGUUGCUGGAAGAGAGAAGCUUCACUAUUUGCCCCUGUAGUCUGGCUCCCCUUCACAGGUGGGAAGCUUAGAGCAGCUACACACUUGGCUGACAUGUUCAUUUAUCCUACAUAAAACUACAGCAAACUCAUUCUCCAAGUGCUGACACUUACGUAGCCCAAACAGUACCAUCCACUCAGAAGAGAGCUUAAUCCCAAGGAUCGGGGGCAAGGAGUCUCCAAAACAACACAAUAAGGACUGAGCAUGCUCAGCGGGCAAAGACUGUGUCCAAUGCCAGUCGUGCUCAACGUAGACCCAUUGAAAUUAAUAGGCAUGUUCAUUAUGUUCAUUAAUUUCAAUGGGUCUCACUGAGUAGAAGUUGGUUGGCUAAACCCCAGAAUGCUGGGAGUUGAUGGAGGGACAGAAAAGAAUAGUAUCCUGUAAAAGGGGUGGCUGGCAGGAAAUCUGAACAGAAGCACAUCUGUCAGCAAGAUUUUCCUGCAGGUCCGACUUACUGUUCAUUUAUUAUAAUUGCAAUAUAUAUCCAACCAUUCUAUGCAAAGCAUUCAAAGUGGCUUACCAAGUGAUGAUGGUUAUGAUUUUUUAAAAUGCUAUAAACCCAUUUUUAAAAGUGUGUGAUGAUAAAAUAAGAACAGGUGAAACCAACAAGAACUGCCCUGUUAAAGGAUAUUAAAGUAAGCCAUGCAUUUAAAAAGCCAAGGCAGCUUGACAAACCAAAACCAAAUUUCCACAUAAGCUUUGUGCAGGAGGAUCAGGAUGGAUGCCUGAUAAAUAGGUCUUCUGCAGAGACCCUAAGGAGAGAAUCCCAGAGGUAAGGCCCAGCCAGUGAGUGAGGAAGGCCUCUCAUUGCACCCUUGCCAAACAUGCCUUAGACAGUAUGUUUAGAUGCUAUCUACAUGCCUUAGGCAGGACUGAGAUGGGGACCUUUCAAGAAGAUCUCAAGACUUGGGUUGGUUUGUGCAGGAGAACUUGAUCCUUCAGCCAAGAUGGCCCCAGGCCAUUUUGCCUCACAACCAGCAAUUUUAAUGGUGCCCAAGAAAAUCUACAUCUGGUUGAACCCAGUAUAUGUCAUAGAUUACUCUAAAUUAUAGUUUUGUGAGAAAUCCGUCAUCCAACAGAACUACAAUUCCCAGGGUUCUUUGGGUGGGAGUUGAAGCUGCUUUCAGUAUAGUAGAUGUUACCCUAAAUACUCCUGCCCCAGACCCAUUUCCUCCCCAUUUGGCUGCAGGAGGCAAGGAUAAGUUUGGCACUGACCCCCAGGAGACAUUUCAGACAAGCUGAAGUACUGUAAUAUCCUAAAUAGGUGCUGGUAGAUGAAAUGGAACCUGCCUUUUGAAGCAGAGUGGCACACACUGGAAUUGGAAAGAAAGACCAGCCUUCUUGCCUGCAGGUCUGAAUUUGCAGACUCCUUUAUAAAUCUUGUGCCCUAUAGCCCAAACCUGGAGGACCCCACAGGGCAUUGAACUAGAAUUGUGGCUUAAGAAAGUCUGGAAGUUAGCAAUUGCUGAAGAAAUAAAAUGUGAUGUAGCAAUCUUGAAGGGGAAAAAGAAACCAGUUGCAUUGCAGGCUGUUUGGUGGCAGUUUAUUACAUAGGCGAACAUGUAAUAUGGUUUACAAAACACCUUGUCACCAGCAUCAGCACAAAUCCGGAUGCCAUUGUUAUGUUUCUGCUCCUAACUUUGUCCUUGGACAUCUCAGUCUCUUCUGGCCAGUUAAAAUGGUGACAUUAUCCUGGCAAUAUGCUCUGUAAGGUCCCUGCAAGAACAGCAGAGAAAAUGAAUGAAAUAGGUAACAGUGAGUAUACAUGAGAAUACAAUUACUUGCCUGGUUUCUGGCAUAGGGAGGAGGAUGUGGUUGUUUUUUUUUAUCUCUUGUUAUGUUCACUGUCUGUUUUGUGACUAUACUUUAUGUACAUCACUGAAGUACCAACUGAAAAACAUUAAGAAUGUGCCUCUCUUCAUAUCCAGGGGAAAGUGCAGAUGUGGGUCGACAUCUUCCCAGAAAACAUAGGUGAGCCAGGACCUCCUUUUGACAUCACCCCAAGGAAGCCCAAGAAGUAGGUGCACCAAACACAGCCACCCCAACCCUUUUAAAGACCCAGAACUAUUUGCACCAGCAUAGCACAUUUUCAGGAUGGUUGAAUGAGAGUGUCAGGGUGCAGGUGGACGUGGAUGCUGGAUCUGACCACCCCAUGUCCGCUGUUGCAUACUUGUCAUUGUUUCUAAUCCCAGAGCAUGACACAAGGGGGAAGCUGGUUCACAAAGGCAUCUACUGGUGGCGCCCCUGCUCUUAGGGAAGGGCUACAACUCAGUGCUAGAGCAUUUGCUUUGCAUUCAGAAGGUUCCAGCUCCAAACCCCACUGGCAUUUCCACACUGGACUAGAGCGGGGUUGCACAGAAAGUUUUCCAGUAAAAGUCCUUGUUAGCCUGCCCUGUUCUUGUAUAUAGCAGGAAGAGGAAUCCCUUAAAGCACCCUCCCAGUAGCACCAAGACUCUCCGGUUUGUCUCCUCUGUAGGCACGAACUUCGCUGCAUCAUCUGGAACACCAAAGAUGUGGAUCUGGAAGACACCAACAUUUUUGGAGACAGGAUGAGUGACAUCUAUGUGAAAGGGUACAAGAGAACAGAGGCAGAAGGUUUAUGGCAGCCCAACUCCUGUGGUGGCAAGUGACCAACAACUGGUCUUAUUUGCAGAUGGAGAGCUAUCUACCAGUCCUAGCCAUAUUUCCUUUGAGGUGUCAUGGAGCUAUGAUUCCCAAACUGUUAUAGCCCCAUUUGCAUAACAAAACCAUUCAUGAAUUCAUUCAUCAAUUGUGUUGCUUUUCUCCAAAGAACCAAGGUGGUUCACAACAAUCAAAUGAAGCAGCAGUUCACAAAGGAGAGACUAGUAGCUAAAGAUUUGGCUGGUGCUUCUGCAUCAACUUGUGCACCAGAACUUUCUCCUUCUCCUGGUAUAGAGAACCUUUGCUCCUCUGCCACAUUUGUAGCUGAACUGCAACUCCCAUCAGCCUUCAGAAAGGGUUGCCCCAAUAGUCUAAUGCAAGAAAUAAAAGAUGGGUUUUCUGGCACCUUAAAGGGGUGAAAAAUAGCCUUUGCCAACCUAGUGUCCUCUAGAUGUUCUGGAAUGCAACUCCCAUCAUCACCAGCCUGCAUGGCCUUGUGUUGCUGAGGCUGAUGGGAGUUGGAGUCCAAAAGAUUCAGAAGGCCUCAGGCUGGGGAAGAUUGGGCUGGAUGAUACACUCCAGCAGCAGAGAUGUCAGGGGAACCUGGACUUUUUGCUCUGCAUUCAGCUCCCGCCUGUCCCUUGCCUAAGGGUCAUGGAGGAAGAGGGACAUCUCUCCCAAAGCUGCCAGCGGGACUAGAUGAUGCAGCUUUUAUUGCCAAUGUACCCAAGUGUGCCCUAGAAUCUGGGAUGGGGCAAAAGAGUUCCUAUGAACAACUCCAGCAUCUCCUUUGCCCUGGUUCCAGGUGGAUGGAUGGCCUGGAGGAGGACAAGCAGAAGACAGAUAUCCAUUAUAGGUCCCUGACAGGAGAAGGCAACUUCAACUGGCGCUUUGUGUUUACCUUGGAGUACCUGCCCAUGGAGCAGGUCUGCGUUCUCACCAAGAAGGUAGGUGGAAACUGAAACAGAGCAUUGCUCCAAUUUAGAAAAAGGGAGGUGGCCUUGGCUCCCUCAAAGCUUACCUUACCCCAUAGGAGCGCCCUCAACCACGUGGACCGCCAGAACUGGCACCUUUACAAUUGACAUAGCAUGCCUGCUCUGCACUUGCAAGGAAUCAAUCUCUUAAUGUGUGGCAGCACCUAUUCUUCCGAACUCUCUGUAGGCACCUUUGCUGCAGUCUUGUUGAUACCAGCUUUAAAAAAUCCUUUUUGCGUAGGCCACGCCUAGACAGAUAUGAAAAUUUAUAGCAUGUAGUUUUUUUCUCCCAUUUUAACAUUUUAAUAUUUUUAUUUGUUUUUAAAAUCAGUUUAUUUUAUUGGUGUUUUCUUGUGAAUAUUUUAUAUUCAUUUAUGCAAACUGCUUUGAUUAUUAUUAUUUGUUUUGACUAAGUAGUACAUAAAUUUUGUUAAACUUGAAUGAAUGAAUGAAUGAAGGAGGGUUGUGUAUGGACAACCAGCAAAGCCCUCUCUAUCCUCCAUCUCACAAAUCCAACUCAAGAGAUUAUGAUUAUAUUAUUAUUUCUUGAAUUUAUAUACUGCCCUAUAGCUGGAGGUCUCAGGGUGGUUCACAGAAAAUAUCUCUCUGCAUAUCAUCUGCUGGAGGAUAAUCAGAGGCACAUUGACAGGCACACGGCUCUCUGUGGUGCACACAUCAUUUUAAUGGAUACUCUCAUUCAUAUUCUGGCACACUUAGUCCAUGUAAAUUUAAUAGCACUUAUAGUUCUCAGAUGCAGGGCACUUCCAGGCUGUUGCCUAGUGGGUUUCAAUCAUGUAGCAGCAAUCACAGCUGAUUAGGAGGUCCCAUGCAACAAAUAAGUAAAUAAAACCAUUUCCCCCAAAAGAUCAGACUUUUUGCAAUAUAGGAAGUGACAGGAAAGUGCCCUGGAAAGUGUGGAAUAAUAACAUUGGCUUUCAUAUGACAUAUUCUAACACACACACACACACACACACACACACACACACCCCAAAAAAAAUAGACUGAUUUUUAAGGAAUUUGGCCCUUGAAUUGAAAAUGGCUCCUAAACCCUGUUCUGCAUUGAGUGGCAAGAGCUCUCUGGGUUCCCUGGCAGACAGGGGAUCUUUCCCAUUAGCUGCUGCUGAGAAUCUGGAGCUGCCUCAUGAAACACAGGGGCUCUGUCUCUGGGGAUGCUCCAAUCCCACAAAGCACUUUAUAUGGAAAGCGCUUCUUCUUCUUCUUCUUCUUCUUCUUCUUCUUCUUCUGGAAUCCCUGGUAGCCGAGUAGGAUUGUCUUCCAUGAACACGGUUUUAACAGUGAGUCUGUGACUGUGGAGCCCAAUUCUGGAUCCACACGUCCUUCCACAGUGGGGACAUAGGUCUCUGGGCAGGAGUAGAUCACAAUGAGGGUUUGCCAAAUGUGCCUUCCUCUUAGCACAUUUCUCCCUUAUCAUGGAGGAGCUGAAUGAUGUUCACAAAUUUAUCUGGGCAGCCAAUUUUCAGAAGAACAGUCCACAGUCCAAAUCGCAUUGCUAUUUACAAUGUUGAAGGCCUUAGUCAGGUCAAUAAAUGCCAUAUACAUGGGUUGGCUUUGCUCUCUGCAUUUUUCUUGAAGCUGUUGAGCAGUGGAAAUCAUGUCCACUGUCCCCCUAAAAGGUCUAAAACCAUUUUGGGAUUCAGGAAGGGUCACCUUGGAUAUUGUUAAGAGAUGGUUUGCUAAGAUCCUUGCAAGAAUUUUACUGGCUGCAGCUAACAGAGAGAUGCCUCAAUAGUUUCUGCAAUCAGUUCUGUCACAUUUUUUCGAUGAGCUUGUGAAGUUGUUGCGUAAGUUCAAUUCCACCCACUUUGAAGACUUCAGCAGGUAUCCCAUCAGGUCCACUGGCUUUGUUGUUUUUCAUUUGAUUAAUAGAUGUACAUAACGCACCCAGAUUUGGAGAUACUGCAAGCUCAUCUCUAAUUUGUUUUUGCAGAAUUUGUGAGAGGACCUCAGCAGCUACAGGGAAGUUGCGGUUAAGGGGAUGCUGGUAAUGUUAUUUCCAGUGCAGUGCAAUAGCUUCUUUAUCUUUUAGAAGUGUGGUACCAUCUGUUGAGUGUAGGGGGCAUAUGCCAUGAUUUACUGGCCCAUAGAUGGUCUUUGUGGCUUUAAAGAAAUUCUGUGCAUCAUGAGUGCCAGCUAAGUGCUGGAUCUCUUGAGCUUUUUUUUUUUUUAAUCCACCAGGUGUUUUGUAGUUCUCUGGUUCUUCUUUGAAUCUCAGCCUUAGCGUUGGCAUAGGUUUCUUUCUUAGUGGCACAGUUUCUAUCUCUUUGUCAGAUCUGAAAGGCCUUCCUUUUCUUGUCAAUCAUGCGUCCAAUCUCACUGUCAUUCUCAUUAAACCAGUCCUGGUGUUUCGGUUUGGUAUCCAAUAGUUUGUUCACAGGCUGCAAUAAUGGAUGUUUUUAGCUUGGUCCAGCAUUCCUCAAUGUUAUCAGGGAAUUCUGAAAGCAGGCGGUCCUUAAGAGUUGUCUGGAAGCAAUCCUGCUUAAUGGGAUCUUGAAGGGCUUGAGUGUUCAUUUUGCACCUUGGUUUCCUUCCUUGAAGCCUGCAUUGAGAUAUAAUCUUGAUAGCCAUCGUGGAGCGUAUUAGUCGGUGAUCUGUCCAGCAGUCAUCGGCGCUCGUCAUAGCUCUGGUAAGGAGCAUAUCACGGCGAUCUUUAGCACGGACAAUAACAUAGUCUAAGAGGUGCCAGUGGUUUGACCGAAGAUGCCUCCAAGAUGUUUUAAAUUUAUUUUUUGUUGUUGAACGAGUGUGUUGGUAAUAACAACAUUGUGCGCUGCACAUAUCAAAAGUAAGAUUCCAUUCUGGUUGCUGUUGCCAAUUCCUUCUUUCCCAAUAGUCCCAGGCCACAGAUCAAAAUCUUGCACAUCAUGGCAGCAGCAGCAGCGGUGGCAUGGGCCUUAGUUAAUUUUUCACAAUGCACAUUUCCCCCUUGAAAUGCACAUUUCUUGAAACAAUUCCCUCUCCAUUUCAUCAGUUUACUUUAAUACUGUUGUUGUUGAUGAUGAUUUGGCAUGUCACUUGUGAAUUUUGAGAGUCACCCCAGCACAACACACAGCGAUCGUUUUUGUUGCAAGCAAACUAAAAACUUGCUUCAUCACCAGGAAUAUGAUCCAUGUCCCUAGUCAGCUUAAUGAUCUAAAUUUCUGUGAAAAUAGUCAGGGGGCCCAAUGUGCUUCCUCUAGUGAAUAGCCCUGGAGCAACUGGCCGGCUUCUCUAGCUACUAAACUUGAAUACUCCAAGUUGGUGCUGCCACCUAGUGUCAAGUGUUUUACCACACGCCUUUCUCUGGAAAGCACUGUUUCAUGCUGCUAUAUUAUAGAAUCAUAGAAUUGUAGAGUUGUAGAGUUGGGACGGACACUGAGGGCCAUCUAGUCCAACCCCCUGCAAUGCAGGAAUCUCAACGAGAUUAUACAUGACAGAUGGUCAUCCAACCUCUGCUUAAACACCUCUAAGGAAGGAGAGUCCACCACCUCCCGAGGGAGAUUGUUCUACUGUUGAUCAGCGCUUACUGUCAGAAAGUGUUUCCUGAUGUUUAGUCAAGAUCUCCUUUCUUGUCACUUGAAGCCAUUGGUUUGAGACCUACCCUCCAGAGUCAGAGAAAACAAGCCUGUUCCCUCUUCCAUGUGACAGCCCUUUAGAUAUUUGAACAUGGCUAUCAUAUCUCCUUUCACUCUCUUCUUUACCAGGCUAUGCAUGCCCACUUCCCUCAACCGUUCCUCAUAAGGCUUGGUUUCCAACCCCUAGUUGUCUUGCUUGCCCUCCUCUGUGCACAUUCUCCUCUGCUCCUGCCCCACAGCCUCGGCACCAGCUCCCAGGUGUGGUGGAGCUGGUCCUGACUUGAGCUGGUCCUGCCUUGACGCCUGUCCUGCGUCUCCCAUUUCAACAGCCCUUCUUCUACCCUGUUUGCAGCAACAUUUCUGGAGCCUUGACGAGACCAUGCAGAAAGUGCCCCCCAAGCUCAUUAUCCAGAUCUGGGACAAUGACAAGUUCUCAGCUGACGACUUUAUAGGUAAAAAGAAUCCUGCACCUGGGGGGCAAGACAAGGCUUUUCACCCCAUGUCCUAUUUCAGGGUGGGGAAGCUUCUUCACCCUGAGGACCGCUUUCCCUUCUGGGCAGCCUCCUAGGGGCCACAUGAAAGUGGCAGGCAGGGCCAGAGCCAACAGUGGGCAAAGCCAUAGCUUUGGAUUUUGGCUUGUACAGUCGGCUAGGUUCCCUGUGCAUAUGCACACAUGCACACUGUCCUCCACCCAGAGAUGCAAGAAGCAUUAACAGAGACCCUAGUUGUAUUCUAGCCAGGUAUCAUGGACUGGUUGGACGCAGUGGGAGGAACCAGCUGAGGGAACCUCCAAGGGAAGAAGGCUCAGAGCCCAGGGAGGGGUGAUGGGACAGCAAUGGGUGGUCAGAAGGGGAUGAGGGAGAAGACUGGGAGGAUCAGGUGUCGGAAGCUGGAGAGGUAACAGGGCUUAGUGAGUUGGAGGGAGUCUAUGGCAGACAGAAGUCCAGAAUCAGAGGCAAGAGCUGAAGCAGGGGAGGAGGGAGGCCACUGUUCGACAGUGGAAUUUGCUGUCAAGGAGUGUGGUGGAGUCUCCUUCUUUGGAGGUCUUUAAGCAGAGGCUUGACAACCAUAUGUCAGGAGUGCUCUGAUGGUGUUUCCUGCUUGGCAGGGGGUUGGACUCAAUGGCCCUUGUGGUCUCUUCCAACUCUAUGAUUCUAUGAUUCUAAGAGGCAGAGAAGUCAGGUUGCUGAAGAAGCAAGAGGGCCUCUCCCUUCUGCUGAGAUAAGCUCUUCUCCCGUCUGAUCUCCCAGAAGCAGAAGACGCAUGAAAAGAGUGGAGGCAGAGUCUCUAAAUGCUUGAGAAAAACCUUGGAGAGGAGGGUACUCAGAUGACCGGGGGGGGGGUACGGAUGGACUUUCAGUCUUGGCAACUGAGCUAUGGGGCAAGACCUACCAGGGACGGGCUGCUGUGCUCAUUAGGCUUGAUACGCCACCAAGUCUGUGCAGAUCAUGUUCUUCCAAAUAAAAAGUUAGCUUCAACUUGCACAGUGUGAUUUAUUGUUGGCUUGCUCCUGACACCAGGCAAAAACACUCAUGGAGGGUGCAGGGUGUGGCCUGGGGAGUGUGGCUGUGGCUGUGGCCAGGAUGCGGCCUGAAGAGAGUCCAGAUGGAGGGCUGCAUUUCCCCCCUGGCCUGAGGUUCCCCUGCCUUCCCCUGCCGUCAAACAUGCCAUCUGUCCCUGUCCUUCACAAAGCAUGGAGACUGAGCACCUGAUUCCACUUGCAGGAAUCCUGGAGCUGAACCUGAACAGCAUGCCUAGCCCCGCCAAGCGUCCCCGCGACUGCACCGUGAAGAUGCUGCUGGAGGACACCGGGGCCACCACCUCCACCUCUUUUUUCCAUCGCCGCAAACGGAAACCUGUCUCCCUGUUCAAGCAGAGGGAAAUGAGGGGAUGGUGGCCCUGCAUCGUCUUUGAGAAAGACAAGCCUCGCGUGUCGGUCCGUAAGGCAUCAUAAGCCAGAUCUACCACACCUCUGCCUGUUGGGACUUGGGUCUGGGGAGCAAAGAAUAGCAAGUAGAACAGAGGGGAGUGGAGGAGUUCACUUCAUGAACUCCUAAGCCUGCCUUUCAGAAGUUUUGGACUGUGAAAAACAGCCACGUUGGCUGGGGCUGGUGGGUGGAGCCUCUGGAGGGCUCUCAGCUCUGCCUGUCUUGUUCUGGACCUUCUCUAACUCUUCCCAGCUCUGCUGUAGCAAAAGGUUUUCCAAAUGUACCAUGUGUCCCAUUCUCCACCUUUCCUUCCCUCCAAGUAUUCAAGGCUGGGCAUGCCUUGAACAGGACUAACAGGAAAUGCCAAAUUAAGAAUGGUGGCACUAUAGACACACCGUUCUAUGCAAUUGCUGGAAGAGAAGAUACCCCAAUGAACAGAAGAACCACACCCAUAUAUUGAAAAAUAUGCAUACAUUGGGUAUUUAGUUGAGGAGUUACACUAGUGUAAUGACUUUCAGCUAUGCAAUUUAACACCCCAUUCCCUGCCCCCCCCACCACCUAAAUCUGAUCCAUAGGUUUCUCCAGCCAGUUGGGAGUGGGGAGAAAGUAGAAGUUACGCUUUGCAAUUUUGAGUCAUUGCUCUUUUCCGUUGAAUACCCUGGAAACCCCUCUGCCCAUCCUCUCUUGUUCUCUUAGGGCAAGGUGGAAAUGUCCUUGGAGCUGCUGACAGAAAAGGAGGCUGAAGAGCGGCCAGCUGGGAAAGGAAGAGAGGAGCCCAACAUGAACCCAGUUCUGAAGCCACCAGAGUAAGACUGCAGCGCCUGUGGUGCCCCCUGCUGCAUGAACUACUGGGGAGGUAGAAAUGGGGAAGGGGAUGUCAUUGUGUCAAGAAGGAAGCCUUUGCCAAUCUAGUACCUUGCAGGUGUGUGGGGCUAUAGCUCCCAUCAGCCCUGUGCUUGGCUGGGGCUGAUGAGAACUGCAGUCCAAAACAUCUGGAGAGCACCAGGUUGGCAAAGGCUGAGGCAGAGCAUGUUUCCAAAGAUUUGGUGGCUGGGAGGCUUCUGUAUGAGAGCUACACCAAUUAAGCCACAUGCACCCAGUUUGGCUAGCCUGCUCUGAGCACUGUGCCCUCUGGCACUCUCCCUGCCCAUGCCUGCCUGGCAUCUGUGUGGGCCCUGAGGACCUUUCCUAGCUGUACUGGUACCGCUCUAAGCAGCACUGGGCACCUAGGUGCAGCCACCCUUUGAAUUUUCCACGAGAGACAUUAGGUUCUGGAUACUGCUUGGUAUCCCGUUUUUAUAUGCAAACAUAUUGAAACUACAUGGUAUAGUUUUUAUAUGUUUGCAUUGUUUUUAUGCAUGGAACUGUUCAUAACUGUUUUGUGUCUCUGACUUUAAAAUUGUUUUAUUCAAGCUGGCACCCCUGCUGGGGGCAUCCCCUGCCUGAAACCCUAGAGAGCUGCUGCCAGUCGGCGUUGAACAGUUGCAGGGAACCUUUGGCCUUCCAGGUGUUGCUGAAGUGCAACUCCCACACCCCAGGCAAACACAGCUAAUGGGCAGGUAUCAUGGGAGUUGUAGUUAAGCAACAUCUGGAGGCCCAGAGGUCCUGAUGUAUACCAUAUCGAACUAGGUGGGCCAACAGUCUAACUCAGUGUACGUCAGCUCCCCAUGUUCUUAAGCCAGGGAAGAUGGAGACAGCUGCUGUGGGCAACAUCUGCUUAACUUUUCUUGCCCCUUCCUUCUCCCCAUGACCAGGAGACCAGAGACCUCUUUCCUGUGGUUUACAGCCCCGCUGAAGAGCAUCCACUUCGUUGUGUGGCAGAAGAGCAAAUGGAAGCUCUUAAUUUUCCUUUGCUGUGUGCUGGUGAUUUUGCUGUUCGCAGCCUUCAUCUACGCAGCUCCUGUGAGUCUGCUCAGGAAGAGCAAAGGGGACCAGGCAGCUUGGGCUCAGCCACAUACCUUGCUAGAUCUUACCCAGCUCUGCCCCACUAGGUGCAGCAUCAAUCCAGGCUAGACUGUUUGGGAGUGGGGUUGCUGUAGUUCACCAGGCUUCAUUCGUCCUCAGUGGGAAAUCUCUCUGCCUUAGAGCAGGACUACAGGGCCUGCAUCUCAUGUUUGGGCUUAGAGACUUAGGGGUGCUGUUGGGCUUAGAGACUUAGGGGUGCUGUUGGUGUACUAGCACCAACAACAUCCUCCCUGACCAAGCUGGCUGAGGUAGUCUUGAGCAGUGUGCUGAUGGAAUCCCAGAUGAUAAUUCUGGGUGACAUCAACUUUCACACCAAUGCUGCCGUUGGGUCAUUGCUUCAGGAUUCCAUGGCAACCAUGGUGCUGUCUCAGGUCAUCUUCAACCCAAUGCACAAAGGACCUACCCUUGACUUGGUCUUUGCUCCAAAAGGGAUGAAAAGUGAUCUGGAAUUGGGUAUGUCAUUCCAUCAUUAUGGUUGGACCACGUCCUGAUGCAGGUUGGACUCAUAGCAGCUAUCCCUCUCUGCAAUUAAGGUGUUCCACCCUCUGAGAGCUACGGAUUCUGGUGGAUUCCUGAAUGCUCUGAGGCACUUUCUGGUGGACAGAGCAGGUGAUCCUGUUGAGGCUGUUGUCUCACUAUGGAAUGAAGAGAACUAUUGCAGAGGACUACUGACAUGAUCACUCCUGAGUAUCCUCUUCGGCACUGUGGAGCCUGCAAUGUCCCCCGGUAUUCUACGGAGUUGUGUGCAAUGAAACAGGCUAGAUGACUGCUAUAGUGCUGGUGGUAUAGAUCUUGUUCCAAGGGCUAGCAAGCAGUGAUUAAAGUGCAUAAUCACACCUCCCAUGUGGCAUCAAGGGCAUGGCCUCCACUGUGUCCUCAAGUAAUUGUCCAGGAAAGCUUCUCCAGCUUGUCUGAAACCUGGACUCAUCUGCCGGUAGGAAUGGGCCUCUGGAGGCAAUGAAAGCCUGUUGUGGUCCAUUGUUUUGAGAAUACAGUUUUGCUUGAUGCUGCAACAUUUCCUGAGAGGAAUUUGGGACAUCAGCCUCCCCCCAUCCUGCCACCACCACUUGCCCCCCUCCCACCUUACCUUGACCAUCUGUCCCUCUCCCCACACUGCCAACUGUAGAAACAGAGGCUACAGCAUGCCAGAAGCACAUCAUCAGCAUGCUUCUGGAAAAGAUAGUGGCCUGGGCCACAGGCAGAAGCCAUAGUACUGUGCCCAAAAUGGGACAAAUGGGAUUACUUUCAGAAGCCAAGGUGGCUUCUGUAAAUCCAUGAUAUCCCAGUAAAAUUGGGGCAGUUGGGUGGGAUGCUAUUACCUGUUUUUCCCCCCUUCAGGGCUACCUGGCAAUGAAGAUAAUCAAUCCGAUGGGAGGGAGACGCUCCAUAAUAUACCAAAUGCCUCCAAAGAAGAAGGAAACUCUUGAGAGGCCACCUGAAGAAGCUCCUGAAACACUGCCUCCAGUUGCUAAGAGACCACUCCCAGCUCCCAAUAAGUUGCCACCCACUCCCCAAAAUCUCACAACUCCCGAGGAAACACCCACUACUCUCAAACCUCCCACUCCCAAGAAACCACCUAAAGCUCCCAAGAAACCACCCAAAACUCCCAAGAAACCAGCUCCAAAGAAGCCACCCAAAACUCCCAAGAAACCAGCUCCAGCUCCCAAGAAACCACCCAAAACUCCCAAGGAAUCACCUCCAGUUCCCAAAAAACCAACUCCAGCUCCCAAGAAGCCAUCCAAAGCUCCCAAGAAACCACCCAAAACUCCCAAGGAAUCACCUCCAGUUCCCAAAAAAUCAACUCCAGCUCCCAAGAAACCACCCAAAACUCCCAAGGAAUCACCUCCGGUUCCCAAAAAAUCAACUCCAGCUCCCAAGAAACCAUCCAAAGCUCCCAAAAAACCACCCAAAACUCCCAAGGAAUCACCUCCAGUUUCCAAAAAAUCAACUCCAGCUCCCAAGAAAUCACCCAAGGCUCCCAAGAAACUACCCAAAGCUCCCAAAAAAACACCUCCAGUUCCCAAAAAAUCACCUCCAGUUCCCAAGAAACCACCCAAAGCUCCCAAGAAGCCACCCAAAACUCCCAAGGAAUCACCUCCAGUUUCCAAAAAAUCAACUCCAGCUCCCAAGAAAUCACCCAAGGCUCCCAAGAAACCACCCAAAGCUCCCAAAAAAUCACCUCCAGCUCCCACAAAACCACCCAAAGCUCCCAAGAAGCAACCAUCCACUCUCAAGAAGCCACCACUGAUUCGCAAAAAAAGACGCACCUGGUAG
Messenger RNA from Podarcis lilfordi (Lilford's wall lizard), 31968 nucleotides. NCBI's taxonomy places the organism in Eukaryota, Metazoa, Chordata, Lepidosauria, Squamata, Lacertidae. The record is from the annotation of a GenBank genome assembly.